AUGCACUUGAUCCCUUCUGAUUUCGCCCAGUUUUCUCGUUAUGGGCUGCUUCGCCGGUACGGACCGCGCCGUCGCCUUUUUCAGGCCUUGUUGAUCAGUUUCGCUCUCUGGACUGUCCUAGAAGUGCUGCUCAUCUAUCAACGGGUCUCAACAGCGGACGCGAUCAAGCCUCGUUUGCCACACCGACCGGAGCGAAUAUACAUUACGAGCAUGCACUGGAACAACGAGGAGAUUCUUCGGAGUCACUGGAAUGACGCAAUCAUUCAAUUGGCUGGAACAUGGGGUACGGAGAACGUUUUUGUGAGUGUCGUUGAGAGCGGAAGCUGGGAUGAUACAAAGGGAGCGCUUCGUGAUCUUGAUGUCGAGCUGGAUCGACUCGGUGUGCGACGGAACAUCACCCUUUCAGACACGACUCACGAGGAUGAAAUUUCGGUUUCUGCUUCGAGUGAAGGCUGGAUAGAUACCCCUCGCGGUCGCAAGGAACUCAGGCGGAUACCUUACUUGGCUCGGCUUCGCAACAUGACCUUGCGCCCUCUGGAGGAUCUUGAACGACAAGGUAUAAUAUUUGAUAAGAUUCUGUUCUUGAAUGAUGUGGUAUUCACCGUGGAUGAUGUUAUUGAACUGCUGAACACAAACGAUGGGAUAUACGCUGCCGCUUGCUCUCUAGACUAUUCUCGACCCCCGCUCUAUUAUGAUACUUUUGCGUUGAGGGAUAGCAAUGGCGAUGAGCAUGUUAUGCAAAAGUGGCCUUAUUUUCGUUCUACAAUAUCUCGGCAUGCGCUCUUCAACAUGUCCCCAGUCCCUGUGAAGAGUUGCUGGAAUGGCAUGGUGGUUAUGCCCAUUGAGCCCUUCAUGUCGGGCACGCCGCUGCGAUUUCGCGGGGUUCCCGAUUCUCUAGCACUAUUCCAUCUGGAGGCCUCUGAAUGUUGCUUGAUCCACGCGGACAAUCCUCUCUCAGGGCACAAGGGCGUUUACCUGAAUCCUAAGGUCCGUGUUGGUUAUAAUGGCGCCGCAUACGCAGAAGUUCAUCCUGCUGGCUCCUGGCUGUCUCCACAAUAUAUCGCCUUAGGUCUGUGGGAGAACAGAUUCCGACGUUGGGCUACCACGCCUCUUUUCAAGAAGUUGGUCGUUCGACGGAGAGUCGCCCAAUGGAAGGUUCUCUCUGCCGGCCGGCAUGAACCCGGCGACUUCUGUUUGAUUAACGAGAUGCAGGUGCUCGUUGCUAAUGGCUGGGCCCAUGUAUAG
Molecule: messenger RNA, 1245 nt
Organism: Aspergillus thermomutatus
Lineage: Eukaryota; Fungi; Ascomycota; Eurotiomycetes; Eurotiales; Aspergillaceae
Product: glycosyltransferase family 69 protein
Exons: 3
Coding region: 1-1245 (414 amino acids)
Source: RefSeq, a predicted model, not a curated record